AUGGGCGCAGGUGGCGUCUCGCCGCAGUCCCGCGGAGUGGCGUCGUCAUUCACGACAGGCGGCAGCUCCAGGGCGGCUGCCACCACUACGAAAGCGAAUCCACGUCCCCAAGGGGGCGCACCUAGGGCUGCAGGCACUAGCGGCGCCGCAGCGGCAGCUGGAACCAAACCCGGCGCUGCCAUCUCGUACAAGAAGGGCGACACGCUCCGCGUCAUUGCUCGCCUUCUUAAGCCAGGUGAGACGCUGUCACAGGAAGUGGGGCGAGUGGUGGACGGUACGCUGAUCACUGUGCACAGCAUCCCCCCUCCACCGCCGGAGACGAGGAAAGAGGGGACGGUGUUCGGGUGGUUCGUCGAGGACCUGGAGCGGCCAGGCACGUGGGAGCCGUACGCAAAGGAGUCGGCAGACCGUCUGGAGGACGCCUUCCUGAACAUGCGCGGCACGUGCACUGUCGUCAUGAAGAAGCGCAGCUACACCGUGAACCUUCAUACAAUGCAGCAGCUGCCGGCGGCGUCGGCUGCAGCCGCCAGCACGUACCCCGCACUGCAGCAGCAGCGCACCCGGGAGGUGAAGCGGGUGCCGGUAGUCACCUACACUGACCCCAACACCGGUGAGGUGAAGGUGCUAGAGGCGCUGCUGAAAAUGGCGGAUCCUUUCAUGGAUGAAGAGGAGGACAACCACAAUGGACAGCCGCAGCAGAUCGCCGAGGGUGCUGGCGACGUCAUCGGUGCUGAUGCUGAUGGUGCUGCCGUAGCCGCAGAAACCGAAGCUGGCGAUCUGCCGCAUCUCAUUCGGACAGUUAUGCCGCACAGAUCGCCCAUCUACACGAUGGAGUGCACUCCGGACGUGCAGCAACUUUGCCCGGAAGCACGGGCCGUCGUCGAGCCUGCUGGGGGUGCGCUGGUGCUCUCUAGCGGUCGUGACCUGCAGCUGCUGGAGUGGAGCAUUGAAACCAGCACCGUCAUCACGCGCUACGAGGUGCCGGGAACCACGUCCAAGAACUCGGUGUUGACGGCGAACUACUCUCGCACAGCCAAGUGGAUGGUGGCUGGGCUGGACGACUGCACCGCGCGCCUGUACGCCAUCGGCAAUCCGAGCGAGGUCUAUCGCCUGGAGGGGCAUACGCACAAGGUGUACGGCGCUGGCGUGCUGGUCGGCGACGUGCAGGCUGCGACGGCGAGCAUGGACUGCCAUGUGAAGGUGUGGGACAUCGCGACGGGGGUCUGCGUGCGCAACACGGUGCCCCACAAGUCCCACAUCUUUGCUCUUAGGCCUCACCCAACGGACCCCAACGUUGCCCUGACCGCUGGCGAGGACUGCAAAGUCUGCUUGCACGACUUCCGCAUGGGAAACUCCGUCGCGGCGGUGUUCACGGGGCCCGAUCGCACCAUCUGGGACGUGGACUGGAAUCCUGCUAACACAACCUUCGCGGCGUGCGGCAUGGACUGCACCACACGCAUCUUUGACCCGCGCGUCAGCACCGCGGCCGUUAAGAUACUGCGCAGCCACAGCCGCCCGGUGCACAGCAUCAAGUACACGCCGCAGGGGCGAGGGGUGCUGUCCUGCAGCAAGGACUCCUUUGUGAGCCUGGCGGACACCACCAACUGGAGCGUGCAGUGGCAGGCCAAGGCGCACAUAACCACUGUGUUUCGUGUACGCUAUCACGUUGGCAAGUCUGUCAUAGUGACGGCUGGGUCGGACUCCAGCGUGAAUGUGUGGAGCUGGGUGGCGCUGGCCCAGCUCUGA
Molecule: messenger RNA, 1746 nt
Organism: Leishmania major strain Friedlin
Lineage: Eukaryota; Euglenozoa; Kinetoplastea; Trypanosomatida; Trypanosomatidae
Exons: 1
Coding region: 1-1746 (581 amino acids)
Biological process (GO): ribosomal large subunit assembly
Cellular component (GO): nucleolus
Molecular function (GO): protein binding
Source: RefSeq, a predicted model, not a curated record